Aureobasidium subglaciale EXF-2481 is the source of this 6100-nucleotide messenger RNA. RefSeq names its product glycosyltransferase family 48 protein. NCBI's taxonomy places the organism in Eukaryota, Fungi, Ascomycota, Dothideomycetes, Dothideales, Saccotheciaceae. Gene Ontology annotation, molecular function: 1,3-beta-D-glucan synthase activity. The record is from RefSeq and is a predicted model, not a curated record. Bases 218 to 6019 code for a protein of 1933 amino acids. The transcript is spliced from 4 exons. Gene Ontology annotation, biological process: fungal-type cell wall polysaccharide biosynthetic process; (1->3)-beta-D-glucan biosynthetic process. Gene Ontology annotation, cellular component: 1,3-beta-D-glucan synthase complex; plasma membrane.
CACUUCCGGUCCGAAAUAACAUCAACAUCGCCUUCCUCGUCAAGGGCUAAGUGUUGCUGCAGCCGCAUCGGUCUUCUUUACAGACCAUCACAUUCGCUGCAUUCCCAGACGACAAACGCUUCGCUCAGGCUUUCUGCCCACAUUCCCACAAACCGUUCAUCCCUUGUUUCACGGCGAAUGUCACUGCUUUGAGUAAUUUUUCGUAUUUGACUUAAGCAUGGCGCACCCUCAACAGGGCGGUGGCCAGUACGCUGAUGAUGGCUACGGCGGUCACGGCGGCCACGGCAACGGCAAUGAUGCCUACUACCAAGAUGACCAGAACCAGGCCUACUACGACCACAAUCAAGGCUAUGGAAAUGGUCAGGAUAGUUACUACGAUGAAGGUACCGGCGGUCACUACGCUCAGGGCGAACAUGGCGCUCCCUACCAAGGCCAACAAGGUCAGGAAGGCUAUUACGACCAAGGCCACAACGGCUACCAGGACGAAUACUACAACGACCAAUACUACGAUCAAGGCCACGCUGCGGGUCAGCAAGCACCUCGUCAGCCGAGAGGUCACUCCGAGGAAGACUCGGAGACCUUCAGCGACUUCACCAUGAGAUCCGACAUGGCUCGCGCUGCCGAGAUGGACUACUACGGUCGUGGUGAUGAGCGUUACAACAGCUACAACGGCGAGCAAGGCGGCCGUGGUUUCCGCCCUCCAUCGUCUCAGGUCUCAUAUGGUGGCAACCGCUCAUCCGGUGCCUCGACUCCCGUCUACGGUAUGGACUACACCAACGCUCUCCCCGCAGGACAGCGCUCGAGAGAGCCUUACCCUGCCUGGACCUCGGAUGCUCAAAUUCCUCUCUCCAAGGAGGAGAUUGAGGACAUCUUCCUCGACCUGACAGCGAAAUUUGGUUUCCAGCGUGACAGCAUGAGAAACAUGUUCGACCAUUUCAUGACCCUCCUCGACUCGCGUGCUUCCCGCAUGUCGCCCAACCAGGCUCUUCUUUCGCUGCACGCCGAUUACAUUGGUGGCGAUAACGCCAACUACCGUCGUUGGUAUUUCGCUGCUCAUCUCGAUCUCGACGAUGCUGUUGGUUUCGCAAACAUGAACCUUGGAAAGGCCAACCGUCGCACUCGCAAGGCCCGCAAGGCUGCCAAGAAGAAGGCCGCAGAAGGCGAAAACGAGGAGGCUACUCUUUCAAGUCUCGAGGGCGACAACAGUCUUGAGGCGGCCGAAUACCGCUGGAAGUCACGUAUGAACAAGAUGUCCCAGCACGACCGUGUCAGACAGAUUGCUCUCUACCUUCUUUGCUGGGGUGAAGCCAAUCAGGUCCGUUUCAUGCCCGAAUUGAUGUGUUUCAUCUUCAAGUGUGCCGAUGAUUACUUCCACUCUCCUGCUUGCCAGAACAAGGUCGAGCCAGUCGAGGAGUUCACUUACCUCAACAACGUAAUCACUCCUCUGUACAAUUACUGCAGAGAUCAGGGUUACGAGAUCUUCGAUGGCAAGUACGUUCGCAGAGAGCGUGACCACAACAAGAUUAUCGGUUACGAUGAUAUGAACCAGCUCUUCUGGUACCCUGAGGGAAUCGAGCGUAUUGUGUUCGAGGACAAGUCCCGUCUUGUGGAUUUGCCUCCCGCAGAGCGUUACGAGAGACUCCAGGAUGUCAUCUGGAAGAAGUGCUUCUUUAAGACUUUCAAGGAGACCAGAUCCUGGUUCCACAACUUGGUCAACUUCAACCGUAUCUGGGUCAUUCACGUCACUGCUUACUGGUUCUACACCUCUUACAACUCGCCUACUCUCUACACUGAGAAUUACGAGCAACAGCGCAACAACUCUCCUACUACUCCCGCUCAUUUCUCCGCUGUCGGUCUCGGUGGUACUGUUGCAUCCCUUAUUAUGGUUUUUGCCACGCUCGCCGAAUGGUCCUACGUACCCAGAAAAUGGGCAGGUGCUCAGCAUUUGACCAAGCGUCUUCUCUUCCUCCUUGGUGUUCUCGCCAUCAAUGUGGCUCCUGCAGUUUACAUCUUUGGUGUGAACCGCAAGGGCAAGAUUGCUCUGAUUCUUGGUAUCGUGCAAUUCCUGAUCGCGCUCAUCACCUUCUUCUUCUUCUCGAUCAUGCCUCUCGGCGGUCUCUUCGGUAGCUACCUCACCGGCAAGUCUCGCCGUUAUGUGGCUAGUCAGACUUUCACUGCCAGUUGGCCUCAACUUAAGGGCAAUGCUAUGUGGAUGUCCUACGGUCUUUGGAUCAUGGUCUUCGGUGCCAAGUUGGCAGAGUCUUACUUCUACCUGACCUUGUCGCUUCGUGAUCCCAUCCGUAUCUUGUCUACUCUUAAGAUCAGAUAUUGUAUUGGUGUCACUUACAUUGGCACAACGCUCUGCUACCACCAGGCUACGGUCACUCUCAUUCUGAUGUACAUCACCGAUCUGAUCCUUUUCUUCUUGGAUACUUAUCUUUGGUACAUCAUCUUGAACACCGUCUACUCGGUUGCUCGCUCCUUCUACCUCGGUGUUUCCAUCUGGACUCCUUGGAGAAAUAUCUUCUCUCGUCUGCCCAAGCGUAUUUACUCCAAGGUUCUUGCCACUACUGACAUGGAAAUCAAGUACAAGCCCAAGGUUUUGAUCUCGCAGAUCUGGAACGCCAUCAUCAUCUCGAUGUACCGCGAGCAUUUGCUUGCCAUCGAUCACGUUCAGAAGCUUCUCUACCACCAGGUUCCAUCAGAGCAAGAAGGCAAGCGUACUCUCAGAGCACCUACCUUCUUCGUGUCGCAAGAAGAUCACUCUUUCAAGACUGAAUUCUUCCCCAGCCAAAGUGAGGCCGAGCGUCGUAUCUCUUUCUUCGCCCAGUCUCUGUCCACCCCCAUUCCCGAGCCCGUACCGGUUGACAACAUGCCUACUUUCUCCGUCAUGAUUCCCCACUACGGUGAAAAGAUUCUUCUCUCUCUUCGUGAGAUUAUUCGUGAGGAUGAUCCGUACUCGCGUGUUACCAUGUUGGAGUACCUCAAGCAGCUUCACCCUCACGAGUGGGACUGCUUCGUCAAGGACACCAAGAUUCUGGCUGACGAGACUUCGCAAUUCAACGGCGAGUAUGAGAAGACCGAGAAGGACACUGCAAAGGCCAAGAUCGACGAUCUUCCCUUCUACUGCAUUGGUUUCAAGUCUGCUGCUCCCGAAUACACUCUCCGCACUCGUAUCUGGGCAUCGCUCCGUUCUCAGACCCUCUAUCGUACCAUCUCUGGUUUCAUGAACUACAGCCGUGCUAUCAAGCUGCUGUAUCGUGUCGAGAACCCUGAGGUCGUUCAAAUGUUUGGUGGCAACUCUGAUAAACUCGAGAGAGAAUUGGAGCGCAUGGCUCGUCGCAAGUUCAAGAUCUGUGUCUCCAUGCAGCGUUACGCCAAGUUCACCAAGGAAGAGCGUGAGAACGCCGAGUUCUUGCUCCGUGCCUACCCCGAUCUUCAGAUUGCUUACCUUGACGAAGAGCCUCCGCUCAACGAGGGUGAGGACCCCCGUCUUUACUCUGCCUUGAUUGAUGGUCACUCUGAGAUCAUGGAGAACGGCCUUCGCAAGCCCAAGUUCCGCGUUCUGCUUUCCGGUAACCCCAUUCUGGGUGACGGCAAGUCCGACAACCAGAACCACUCUAUCAUCUUCUACCGCGGUGAGUAUAUUCAACUCAUCGACGCUAACCAGGACAACUACCUGGAGGAAUGUCUGAAGAUUCGUUCUGUUCUUGCCGAGUUCGAGGAAAUGACUACCGACAACGUCUCUCCCUACACUCCUGGUCUUGCCACUCCUAAGUUCGACCCUGUUGCCAUUCUUGGUGCCCGCGAGUACAUUUUCUCAGAGAACAUCGGUAUUCUCGGUGACGUUGCUGCUGGAAAGGAGCAGACAUUCGGUACUCUGUUCGCUCGUACCCUCGCUGAGAUCGGUGGUAAGCUCCAUUACGGUCACCCUGAUUUCCUCAACGGUAUCUUCAUGACCACUCGUGGUGGUGUCUCCAAGGCUCAGAAGGGUCUCCAUUUGAACGAGGAUAUUUACGCUGGUAUGACUGCUCAACUUCGUGGUGGCAGAAUCAAGCACUGUGAAUACUACCAGUGUGGUAAGGGUCGUGAUUUGGGCUUCGGCUCCAUUCUCAACUUCACCACCAAGAUUGGUACUGGUAUGGGUGAGCAAAUGCUUUCUCGCGAAUAUUACUACCUCGGCACUCAACUCCCCCUGGACCGCUUCUUGUCUUUCUACUACGCUCACGCUGGUUUCCACGUCAACAACACCUUCAUCAUGUUGUCGGUGCAGCUCUUCAUGUUCUGUAUCAUCAACUUGGGUGCUCUCAGACACGAGACCAUCAUCUGCCGUUACAACAGAAACACCCCCAUCACUGAUCCUCAAUGGCCUACGGGUUGUGCUAACUUGCGCCCCUGUCUCGACUGGAUCCAGCGCUGCUGUGUCUCCAUCUUCAUCGUCUUCUUCAUCUCUUUCGUCCCUCUCACGGUUCAAGAAUUGACUGAGCGUGGAUUCUGGCGCGCAGCUACUCGUCUCGCUAAGCACUUCUCUUCGUUCUCCCCUCUGUUCGAAGUUUUCGUCUGUCAGAUCUACACCAACGCACUCCAGCAGAACUUGUCAUACGGUGGUGCCCGUUACAUCGGUACUGGUCGUGGUUUCGCCACUGCCCGUAUGCCAUUCGGUAUUCUUUACUCCCGUUUCGCUGCUCCCUCGAUCUACCUGGGUAUCCGUCUGUUGCUCAUGCUUCUCUUCGGUACCUUGACUAUCUGGGGAUACUGGCUUCUCUACUUCUGGGUUUCGCUUCUCGCUCUCUGUAUUGCACCCUUCCUCUUCAAUCCUCACCAGUUUGCGUGGGGCGACUUCUUCAUCGACUACCGCGAAUUCCUCAGAUGGCUGUCUCGUGGAAAUACCAAGGGUCAUUCUGCAUCGUGGAUUGGCUUCGUCCGUCUUUCGCGUACCCGCAUCACCGGAUUUAAGAAGAAGGUGCUUGGUGAGCCGUCCGCCAAACUGUCUGGAGACACAGCCCGUGCUCGCUUCGGUAAUGUCUUCUUCGCUGAGGUCAUUGGUCCGCUCUUCCUUGUUGCUGUAACUCUUAUUCCCUACCUUUACAUCAAUUCUGGAACUGGAGCUACUCGUGCCUUGAACCCUGAUGUCGGAGCUGCCGCCUUGCAACCCCGCAAUGCUCUCAUUCGUAUCGCCAUCGUUGCCUUUGCCCCUAUUGGUAUAAAUGCUGGUGUUGCAGGCAUGUUCUUCCUCAUGGCUUGUUGUAUGGGACCCCUCUUCAGCAUGUGUUGCAAGAAGUUCGGUGCCGUUCUGGCUGGUAUCGCCCACGCUAUUGCCGUCAUUGUGCUCAUUGUCAUGUGGGAGGUCAUGUUCUUCCUUGAGGGAUGGAGUUUCGCCAAGAUGCUCAUCGGUAUGAUCGCCUCGCUUGCCAUUCAGCGCUUCAUCUACAAGCUCAUCAUUGCUCUGGCUCUCACUCGUGAGUUCAGAACCGAUUCCUCCAACAUUGCUUGGUGGACCGGUAAAUGGUACGGUAUGGGUUGGAUGGGCUUCUCUCAGCCUGGUCGUGAGUUCCUGUGUAAGAUCACCGAGUUGGGAUACUUCUCAUCGGACUUCUGCUUGGGUCACUUGCUGUUGUUCUUCAUGCUCCCUCCUCUCUUGAUCCCUUACAUUGACACCUUCCACUCGGUCAUGCUCUUCUGGCUGCGCCCUAGUCGCCAGAUCCGCCCUCCUAUCUACUCACUCAAGCAGUCGAAGCUUCGCAGACGUCGUACGAUCCGUUACGCCAUCCUGUACUUCACUCUCUUCAUCCUGUUCAUUGUUCUCAUUGUUGCACCAAUGGUCGCUGGCAAGUUCCUGAACCUCAAGAUCGACACGCUUCCUAUGCAAUUGAUGCAGCCCAGCAACCUCAAGAACAACGACACUACCAGUCAGACUACUGGCACAGCCGUGGCAGGAGCCACUGAUGGCGCUGCUACCUCAGAUGCCGCGUCAGAGUCGUCUGCAGCAGCCCGUCGUUUCGCCCACUUCAUGUACUAAGCGGAUGAUGUGGACGAAGCUACAUAAUAGAUUGGGUGGAAUUUCUCUGGCGUCAAAAUCAUGGCAUUCAUCACGUCUUGU